Molecule: messenger RNA, 555 nt
Organism: Lasiosphaeria miniovina
Lineage: Eukaryota; Fungi; Ascomycota; Sordariomycetes; Sordariales; Lasiosphaeriaceae
Exons: 4
Coding region: 1-555 (184 amino acids)
Source: RefSeq, a predicted model, not a curated record
AUGCCAGAAUCGGACCCCCCGCAUGAAGAUCAGAAGGGUAGCCACUUUGUCAAGGAGCACCAAGAACGCGGCACUAUCCGAGUCAAGUGCAACCCAACCCUGGCCCUCGAGCCCUCCCCGGCAACGACUCCACGGGCGGCUGGAGGAUUCUUCCGUGGCCUUUCCGGCAUGAUGAACGCAUACAACAACAACGAUAAUCAGGAUUUGGAUUUUGGCGAUGACACCAGGCCUCAGACAGAGGACAUUAAACGCUUCAACGACAGCGACAAGGAGGAAGACAAGGGUUACGGUUCUGCAGUAGGCUUGGGUGAUGGGGAACCACCGCCACCACCACCACCACCACCACCAUUUCCGCCGCCGCCUCCAGGGGCACCAAGCAAGCAGACGGUCGAGUUCGUUAGCCAACAGGAGAGGAACACCAGGACCGGCAGCAUCUGCUCCAUCACGUCCGACGGCAUCGGCACCGGCUCCGGCCGCUCGUCGCUGGCCAUCCCGUCGGGCGGCAUCCUUCGCGAGGUCACAAUCGAGGUCCAGUACGAGGAUCUGGCGAAGUGA